Molecule: messenger RNA, 2059 nt
Organism: Pongo pygmaeus (Bornean orangutan)
Lineage: Eukaryota; Metazoa; Chordata; Mammalia; Primates; Hominidae
Product: ATP-dependent RNA helicase DDX19B
Exons: 12
Coding region: 374-1813 (479 amino acids)
Molecular function (GO): nucleic acid binding; RNA helicase activity; ATP binding
Source: RefSeq, a predicted model, not a curated record
UAUUCAAUCUGUUCAAUCCGUAUUAGUGCCUACUCUGCCACUGUGUUGGGCGGGAAUCUGAUUUUGUUCUUUGGUUGGAGAGCCAAGUUGACCAGAGCUUAGGCAUUUUAAGAUAACUACCUCAGCUUGAUAGGAAAGCUUGCUCUGCCCGGGGUUGAGGGGUACGGGUCUGACGGCGACAGAAUCGACAGCCUCAAGUGGGCAAAGGGUGGCCAAACAGGAGUGGCCUCCGACGUCACUGUGGCGCGCCGCUUCCGGUCUGCAGCCUUGUAGUGGGGCUGGAGCAGAGCCUGCCGCGAACCCCCGGAGCCCACGAUCCCUCGUGCCAUCCCUCGAAUCCGCCAGCACGAGCGUCCCACCCGCGCCUGGGAUCAUGGCCACUGACUCAUGGGCCCUGGCGGUGGACGAGCAGGAAGCUGCGGCAGAGUCGUUGAGCAACUUGCAUCUUAAGGAAGAGAAAAUCAAACCAGAUGCCAAUGGUGCUGUUGUCAAGACCAAUGCCAAUGCAGAGACGACAGAUGAAGAAGAGAAAGAGGACAGAGCUGCCCAGUCCUUACUCAACAAACUGAUCAGAAGCAACCUUGUUGAUAACACAAACCAAGUGGAAGUCCUGCAGCGGGAUCCAAACUCCCCUCUGUACUCGGUGAAGUCUUUUGAAGAGCUUCGGCUGAAACCACAGCUUCUCCAAGGAGUCUAUGCCAUGGGUUUCAAUCGUCCAUCCAAGAUACAAGAGAACGCAUUGCCACUGAUGCUUGCUGAGCCCCCACAGAACUUAAUUGCCCAAUCUCAGUCUGGUACUGGUAAAACAGCUGCCUUCGUGCUGGCCAUGCUUAGCCAAGUAGAACCUGCAAACAAAUACCCCCAGUGUCUAUGCCUCUCCCCAACGUAUGAGCUUGCCCUCCAAACAGGAAAAGUGAUUGAACAAAUGGGCAAAUUUUACCCUGAACUGAAGCUAGCUUAUGCUGUUCGAGGCAAUAAAUUGGAAAGAGGCCAGAAGAUCAGUGAGCAGAUUGUCAUUGGCACCCCUGGGACCGUGCUGGACUGGUGCUCCAAGCUCAAGUUCAUUGAUCCCAAGAAAAUCAAGGUGUUUGUUCUGGAUGAGGCUGACGUCAUGAUAGCCACUCAGGGCCACCAGGAUCAGAGCAUCCGCAUCCAGAGGAUGCUGCCCAGGAACUGCCAGAUGCUGCUUUUCUCCGCCACCUUUGAAGACUCUGUGUGGAAGUUUGCCCAGAAAGUGGUCCCAGACCCAAACGUUAUCAAACUGAAGCGUGAGGAAGAGACCCUGGACACCAUCAAGCAGUACUAUGUCCUGUGCAGCAGCAGAGAUGAGAAGUUCCAGGCCUUGUGUAACCUCUACGGGGCCAUCACCAUUGCUCAAGCCAUGAUCUUCUGCCAUACUCGCAAAACAGCUAGUUGGCUGGCAGCAGAGCUCUCAAAAGAAGGCCACCAGGUGGCUCUGCUGAGUGGGGAGAUGAUGGUGGAGCAGAGGGCUGCGGUGAUUGAGCGCUUCCGAGAGGGCAAAGAGAAGGUUUUGGUGACCACCAACGUGUGUGCCCGCGGCAUCGAUGUUGAACAAGUGUCUGUCGUCAUCAACUUUGAUCUUCCUGUGGACAAGGACGGGAACCCUGACAACGAGACCUACCUGCACCGGAUCGGGCGCACGGGCCGCUUUGGCAAGAGGGGCCUGGCAGUGAACAUGGUGGACAGCAAGCACAGCAUGAACAUCCUGAACAGAAUCCAGGAGCAUUUUAAUAAGAAGAUAGAAAGAUUGGACACAGAUGAUUUGGACGAGAUUGAGAAAAUAGCCAACUGAGAAGCUCCACCAGCCACUGAUGCCAGCCCUGGCACUGCCCCUGCACAGGAGACAAGUGUGUUCAGGGCACAGGCCCCAACAUCACCCCAAGGACAACAGCAUGAGUAGAGAGAAACUACCUACCUCACUUCAAAUUAUGUUUGGACUUGACAAAAAUGUGUGCAAAUGAUGGGGGAUGGUAGAAAAAAAUUAUUUACACAACCUUGGAAGAUUAGGCAUGAAUACACAGAGAUUUACCUUUUGGAA